Molecule: messenger RNA, 345 nt
Organism: Magnolia sinica
Lineage: Eukaryota; Viridiplantae; Streptophyta; Magnoliopsida; Magnoliales; Magnoliaceae
Product: acid phosphatase 1-like
Exons: 1
Coding region: 1-345 (114 amino acids)
Source: RefSeq, a predicted model, not a curated record
AUGGGGAAUCUCCGUGUCCAUGGGAUCUCAUGCACGAGCUGGAGGCUAGCGGUGGAGACUAACAAUAUCGGCCAUUGGAUAACGGUCCCGCAAUCUUGUAAGGACUUCGUGGGCCACUACAUGUUGGGUCAUCUAUACCAUGGGGACUCCAACGUGGUUGCUGACACCCCAGCGACCUACGCUGUUAAUCUUAUGCUGGGAGGUGAUGGAAAGGAGAUAUGGGUAUUCGACGUUGAUGAAACCAUGCUCUCUAACGUACUGUACUAUGCUCAACAAGGAUUUGGGGCAGAGCCAUACGAUAAUUCCUUAUUCCAUGAUAAUGGUGAUGAUGGUGGGAUGGUCUAA